Molecule: messenger RNA, 1323 nt
Organism: Rotaria sp. Silwood2
Lineage: Eukaryota; Metazoa; Rotifera; Eurotatoria; Philodinida; Philodinidae
Source: the annotation of a GenBank genome assembly
AUGACAACGAAGGAAACAAGUUUAAAACAAUGCAUUGAAGAACUUUCUGCAAAGAAUACCGAUUAUAAAUUUCCUGAACAAGCUAUAAAUCAAGCUGAGUCAUUGAAGUCCUUAUCAAGUGAUUUAUAUACAGAUAACAUACGAUUUAUUUAUGAAUUAAUACAAAAUGCUGAUGAUUCUCAAGCAAGAUAUAUCACUCUAAAAAUUCUGGAAGACAAAUAUUUCAUUAUUGCUCAUGAUGGAAAAGCGUUUGACGAAAAAGAUUUACAAGGUAUCUGUGGUGUUAAUCAUGGAACUAAAAAGAAAGAUCUCGAUAAAACUGGAUACAAAGGUUUAGGAUUCAAAGCAGUUUUUGGGAAAUCCGAUAAGGUUAUGAUCUAUUCUAAUGGAGAAUAUUUUCGAUUCGAUUCUUCGUAUCAAAUUAAAUGGAAUAAACAAUGGGGAACUGAUGAUCAACAAACAUGGGAAAAAGAAAAUGAUCGAGAAUUCAUUUAUCCAUGGCAAAUUAAUCCUGUGUGGACUAAUGACAAUGACAUUCCGAGUCUUGUUAAAGAAUUUUUUAGUCAAAAGAAAAAUCAAAUCCGUGUAGUCUAUGCAAUUUUAUUAAAUAAUGUUGAAGAAAUCAAUUCUGCUUUAAAUCAAUUAAAACAACAACCACAUAUGUUUCUUUUUCUACGAAAUAUUUGUCGUAUGACAUUUUUAACACAACCAAAUGAUACUAUUUCAAUUGCUCGUGAUUUUAGUCAUGGUUUAAAAAAAGUUCAUGUUAAUAAUAAAAUCGAUUCGCAAUGGAUUAUCAAACAUUUUGAAUUAGAUAUUCCCGAUGAUAUACUAGAGAAGUUAUCUGAAGAUACUAAAGCGCCAGAAAAAUUACGUUUUAUCAAAAAAGCAGAAAUGUUUUUUGCUGCGAAAUAUAAAGUUCCAGUACAUAAUGAAAAUGGAGAAUUGAUUAGUGGUGGUAUAGAAAAACUACAUGAACAAGAUUCAGUUCUCUUUUCUUAUUUACCAACUAAAAUUUUUGAAUAUAAAUUUCCCGUAUUAAUCAAUGCUAACUUUUUAACAAAUGUAAAUCGAGAACAAAUUCAUACGGAUUCUAUUUGGAAUCAAUGGUUAUUUGAUAAAAUAAGUGGUGAAAUCUUUCAAUGGAUAAAAGAACUGGUUAAAGAUAAUAAAUUUCGUUUUCAAGCUUAUCGACUUAUUCCAUCGAAAUUGAAUCCAGAAAACAAUAUUUUAACAAAACGAUUCAAUGAUUCAUAUUCAAGAAGUAUCAAAGAUUGUAAUUUCAUUCGCAAUAGAAAAAAUCAAUUAUUAAGAGUAUGUUGA